Lutra lutra (Eurasian river otter) is the source of this 2197-nucleotide messenger RNA. RefSeq names its product actin related protein 1B (gene ACTR1B). The transcript has 11 exons. Bases 122 to 1252 code for a protein of 376 amino acids. NCBI's taxonomy places the organism in Eukaryota, Metazoa, Chordata, Mammalia, Carnivora, Mustelidae. The record is from RefSeq and is a predicted model, not a curated record.
AGGCUGCGCUCGCGGGAUGGGCGGGGCGUGCCGCGGUGUUUAGAGCCGCCACGGUCCAGGUCUGCACGCCCGCGGGUUCUUCCUGCAGCCCCGCGCUGGGCAGGGCCGGCCGGGCCCGGCCAUGGAGUCCUACGACAUUAUCGCCAACCAGCCCGUCGUCAUCGACAACGGUUCAGGGGUGAUCAAGGCUGGCUUUGCAGGAGACCAGAUUCCCAAAUACUGUUUCCCAAACUAUGUCGGGCGUCCUAAGCACAUGCGAGUGAUGGCUGGAGCCCUGGAGGGGGACCUCUUCAUUGGACCAAAAGCAGAGGAGCACCGAGGGCUGCUGGCCAUCCGCUACCCCAUGGAGCACGGCGUGGUGCGGGACUGGAAUGACAUGGAGCGCAUCUGGCAGUACGUCUACUCCAAAGAUCAGCUGCAGACUUUCUCUGAGGAGCAUCCUGUGCUCCUAACGGAGGCUCCACUCAACCCAAGUAAGAACCGGGAGAAGGCAGCAGAGGUGUUCUUCGAAACCUUCAACGUGCCAGCCCUGUUUAUCUCCAUGCAGGCCGUGCUCAGCCUGUAUGCAACAGGACGCACGACGGGAGUGGUUUUAGACUCAGGAGAUGGGGUCACUCAUGCUGUCCCCAUCUACGAGGGCUUUGCCAUGCCUCAUUCCAUCAUGCGGGUAGACGUUGCCGGCCGUGACGUCUCCCGCUAUCUCCGGCUCCUGCUGCGCAAGGAAGGAGUUGACUUUCACACCUCAGCCGAGUUCGAGGUUGUCCGGACCAUCAAAGAGCGAGCCUGCUACCUAUCCAUCAACCCGCAGAAGGACGAGGCUCUAGAGACAGAGAAGGUGCAGUACACCUUGCCAGACGGCAGCAUGCUCGACGUGGGGCCAGCGCGCUUCCGGGCCCCCGAGCUGCUGUUCCAGCCAGACCUGGUAGGUGAUGAGAGUGAGGGGCUCCACGAGGUGCUGGCCUUCGCCAUCCACAAGUCCGACAUGGACCUUCGCCGGACGCUGUUUGCCAACAUCGUGCUGUCAGGUGGCUCCACGCUUUUCAAAGGCUUUGGUGACCGAUUGCUAAGUGAAGUGAAGAAGCUUGCCCCAAAGGAUGUCAAAAUCAAGAUCUCGGCCCCACAGGAACGGCUGUACUCCACGUGGAUCGGUGGCUCCAUCUUGGCUUCGCUUGAUACUUUUAAGAAGAUGUGGGUAUCCAAAAAGGAGUAUGAAGAGGAUGGCUCCCGUGCUAUUCAUCGUAAAACCUUCUAGUGCCCAAAGAGGUGUAGCGUGUUAGGAGAGUGGAAGGAAAGAGGAGUCAGAGCCUUUAACCCUUGCUGGUCUGGGCUCAUAUCUCAGGCCUAGGGUCCCCUGCAUGCCCUGACCCCUGGGCAGGUGGGGUAGCCAUGCUUCCCUGCGGCCCUCCCCUGCAGACGUGCAUGCGUGUGCACGCACGCGUGCGCAUGCGUGUGCGAGCUCACACACACAGACACAGUAACAUUUAGCUGCAUGGAUGGAGUCAUGAGCUGGAAUUUAGGAAUUGAGGAGCCUAGCUUUGGAUUGUUCCAGGGAUCUCCCAUGGAAAGGUCUUGUUCUGACCCUUGGGGCUGCUUCCCCAGACUCCAAGGCCAGAUACCCAACAUCCCCGUUUCCUUUGACAGGAUCCCUCCCAGAGCCAGAGUGCCUGGAUGCCUGCGUCACUAGGCUUGAGGCAGGGGGUGGAGGGGUAGGCAGUGGCUCUCCACUGGUGCGUCACUGCUUCCUGUGCCACACCUAGGCAUUCCUUAGCCUAUCACAUUCAGUCCUCCUGUCUUCCGGGGGUGGGGGGGGGGGGAUGCCUUGGUGUGGACUGAGGACUGGGCAGUCUUCCAUCCCCAGCCAAAGGUCUGGCCCAGGAUGACCCUUUGGAGCCAGGGCAGACGAUCACGGGGUCCAGGCGGCUGCAAUUCAUUGUGGUCUCCCUUAAAGCACUUCAUUGACACUGCUCCCUCUCCUUUACCUUAGUGCCCUGGAUGGGAAGGGUUAACAGUCUUCAUUUGUUGAGAGGACACCACUUAAUCUGGAGUCAGACCUAGAGGGCGUAAGGGGGGCCACAUUUCCUUUUCCCACCUCUCCCAUGAAGUGGCCAGGACCCCCACUUCCCUCUCCCAGAUAUGUACAAUAAUUUAACACAGUUGCCUGAAAACUUUUAUAAAUUAUAGUAAUAAUUAUGGACAA